This is a messenger RNA of Penicillium hordei, 1089 nucleotides long. RefSeq lists its product as uncharacterized. Lineage: Eukaryota; Fungi; Ascomycota; Eurotiomycetes; Eurotiales; Aspergillaceae. The coding region runs from base 1 to 1089 and encodes 362 amino acids. The transcript is spliced from 4 exons. The record is from RefSeq and is a predicted model, not a curated record.
AUGGCUUCUCUUGUUGGUGAUCGGAAUUCAGUCUUACAGGGCACAUGGGCCCUUGGGGCCAUCGCAGUCAUCGUGGUGGUGCUUCGGAUAUUUGCAAAAGCCAGGAUUCGCCAUAUGGGAUUAGACGAUGUUGCAAUGAUUAGUUUCGCCCUCUCCGCAUCGAUAUUCUUCACAAUCGCACUUGACUACGGCUUUGCAUCCGGUCGUCCUGGAGCAGACGAGGUCCUCGCUCUUGAAUACUAUGUCCUAAUGGAGGUUUGUAGCGUCAUAAGCACAUGUCUAGGCCGGGUCGCGUUCAUCCUAUACCUGUUGCCAGUUCUUGCAACGAGGAAAUCCUUCAAGAUCAGCCUAUGGAUACUGUUUGCGAUGCAAAUAGCGGCAAACCUUGUAAUAGUUGUCCUCAUCUUAUCUCAAUGCCACGAUAUCCGUGGGGUUUGGGAUCCCAAAUACGCCACGGACUGUAUGGAAGACUAUAUUCAGGUCUAUUUUGGUUACUUCCUCUGCUUCUGCAACUCCACAACAGACUUGCUGCUAGCAGUCUUUCCGUCUUAUAUCUUCUGGGAUCUUAAGUUAAAGCCGAUGAUCAAGUUCAGCCUUAUGAUACUCACAAGUUUGGGCAUUGUCGCAACAGUCGGUGCUAUAAUGAAGGCUGUAUAUCUCCGACAGAUCUUAACCUGGGAUAGUACAGCCAAUGCGAUAGAGCUCACCUGCUGGGCUAUGAUCGAAUGCUAUCUUGUCAUUAUCUCCGCAUCGGUUCCCUGCCUUCGUUCGCUAGUUAUUUCUUCCGUGCGCCAGUUGUUCGCAAGCGAUAAGUCGAGCAAUUUUCCUAUUACUUCAUUGUAUAGGAAUGGAACAGCAAGCCAUCAGCGCGCGACGAAUCGCGUACAAACCAAUCCCGAGGCCUCUGGGAGUAGGCAGAAUUUCUUUUCGGGUGCACGGGGCGAGGAUAUAGAGAUGGGGGCUACUAGGACUUCUGUAAAUGCCAAUGACAGUGAUGAUGGAGGGGGGUUAACCGGGGAUGGAAUUGCAAAGACGGUGGAUAUUAGUGUUACUUGGGAGGAGGGACAUCGCAGAGACCGUGUUCCCUAG